Messenger RNA from Vitrella brassicaformis, 2832 nucleotides. The record is from the annotation of a GenBank genome assembly. NCBI's taxonomy places the organism in Eukaryota, Vitrellaceae.
CGCCAAUCGCUCGUCGUCAAGAAGGUGCAUGCAAGUCGUCGCCUCACCCCUGACAGCACCAUCCAGCAGCUCAGCAGGAGGCCUCCAUGCUCUCCAUCCACAGGCGCCAACAGUUGCCGAAUGCAUCCCGAGGAAACCCCACAGACGUCUGCACAAAAUGAAGCAGAAGCAAUUGAGCAGAAGAGGUGCACGCAGGCCCAGUGUCAGCGUUCGUGCCGACGUCUGGCUUUCUUGUCGUCUGUCUUGUGUCUUUCGGCCCUCGGCAGCCCGUCAGUCCCUCUCGUCCGAGGGAUGGUGUCGCCUGUAACGGGCUUCGAACUUCACGGGACGGGUGGCGAUCGAUCGUUGAGCGGGCCUCAAGGCAGCAGCUUCACCACAGCUGCAGUGCCGGAGCGAGCGCAGCUCCUUGAGUACAUGGGAACGGAAAGCGCUACCGGGGGCCGAUUUGCGUCACAAUUGUCGAGAGAGACAUUCAAUUGCAUAGUUAGUUACGUUACCGUCUCAUACCGACUUCUGUGUCCAUCCAAUGUACCGUGACACCUCCCCCCUCAAUCUUCAGGCACAGAAAAAUGGCCCGCCUUAGAUGCCAGCCAUCAAUACUCUCCCCCUUGCAAACACACACCGUCAUGACGCAGCGGCAGACGACGGAAAAAAGGGUGGGCCGGAACAUCUCAUUCAUUCAUCCACCCAUUCAGGCCAGGCCACCCGGCAUUGUCGGCGGCCCAGACAUUCCUUUGCACUCGUCGACGCACGUACACGCGCGUGGGCUGACUGGCAGCCAGGCCUGUCACGGUAUGUGUGCAUAAGCCCUCUCUGUUCCCCCCACCCCCGGCCCGGCCCCUUUCGCUUGUGUGCGUAUAAUAUGUAUGUCGCCCCAGUUUGGCCAAAAUCUAUCUAAGGCAGGCGGGAGGCAAGGCAUGGCAUGAAGGAGAGAGAGCCAUGCAGCAAGACUGACUGCACAACUGCAUGUGUACACGGACGUGCAGUGUGCAUAGCCAACGAACGUGAAGGGACGUGAAGCACCCAUUCCCUCCCCCACCCACCCCCCCCUCCCCCCGUGGGUGUAUGUGUGUGUAUGCGGCCCAUUGGCACAUGAGAGCCUAGCAGACGGUCAUGGAUUUGUCGCCGAUUUUGGCUGCCUUUUCGCUGUAGUCGGUGGACUUCUUCUCGAGCUUCUCAGCCGUGAUGUUGUUCAGCGGCGCUAUCGGGAGAUCCUAGACACACACACACACACAGAUGUACACGCAGAGACCAGAUUGAUGUGACGUCAGUUGGUGUGUCAUGUCAUGCCGCCUUUUGUGCGGUGGGGUAUGUGACGCACCUCUGGAUUGGACUGGAAGAAUGAUCUCAGCUCGAAGUAAUACUUGGCAUAGGUGCUGGGCUUGACGAUAACCUGACGAUCCAAUGCAUUGACAACACACACACACACAGACAAUGAUGGAAGUGCUCAUGCACUACGACACAUACGAGAGAGCGAAGCCAUCUCUGCUCUGCAUGUCUGUGUGUGCCCACCUGGUACUGCAGGAGUUUGACGAACUUGAUCUCCAUGUUGUUGAUCUCGUCCAGCGUGAAGAACGGGUAAAUGUACGCAAAAUCGCUGUUGCCCAGGUACUUGUCGUCCCAAACCUGGGCACACACCGCACCCACACGCACACACAGAUCGACACACACGGUCCAAUGACACACAAUCGAUCGAUACGUGCCGUCACUUGGCCAGGCACCUUUUGUGCGACGAUGAGUGAGAUGAACACCAGCGGUCUCCAGUUGCCAAAGUGCAGAGGCAGUCCUGCAAAGACAGACGCAUCAGACGCACACAGACCACACACACAACCACUUUCGCCUUCCCUGGCCGCGCCAGUCAGUCAGUCAAUGAUCGAUCCCCUUCAUUCAUUUUGCCCACCCCACCCAGCAACCACUACCCCGACCUGAGAAGGCGAUGAGUCUGUUGAUGUAGAGGAGCGAGAGGACGUUGCACUCCGGGCUGUACUCGGCGCACUCGUACAGCGCCGUGAUGAACUUCUCGAUGUCCUCUGCCGAGGGUUUCUUGGUGAAUUUCUCCAGGAGGGUGCCCUUGAGCAUCCGCUGCUUCUCCUUCAAAUACGUCUCCUCGUCAAACACAAACCUGGGCAGUCACAGUCACAACACACACACACACACACAGAUAGACAGACAGACAGACAGACAGACACAGAUACACAGACACAGACAGAGAGAGAGAGAGAGAGACUGACUCAGUGUGUGCCUUUCUUUGUUUCUUUCUUUCUGCCUGCCUGUCUGUCUUGGGCCUGUCAGUCAUUUCAUUCACACUCACUCACGGACUCACUGACUCACUGACUGACUGACUGACUGACCAGUCUUCAUCCUGCUUCAUUUUGUGUACGAGUGAGGCGUCCUCCUCAAUCUGGUCCAGGAGAAUGUAGCUGAUGGCGCGGAUGAGCUUCUGCAUAUUGGGCCGGGUGAUGGUGCUCGUCACCAGCAUGUUGCCGUCAGUCUGGGCCAGCCGGUCCUCAUCGUCCUUGGUGCUGCUGCUUGCCUGAGCCGCUGCUGUCGCCAUCGUCUCACGCACUGUCAGUCAGGAGAGUCUGAGAGAGAGGAGGGGGCCGGAACUCUUUCGCUGCCAACCGACAACAGCACACACAAUCGACACAACACAAGAAGAGCAGUGUGGCCCUGUGACGCGCUGGUGUCCUGCCUGUCCUCCCUCCUGCCAACGUGCAGCUCUCACCUCGUGUGUGGUGCUGGCACCUUCUUUGUCAACAAUUUUCUCUCGACCACCCCUUCCUCAGUGCCUCCCGACGCUCAGGAAAGCCCUCAAGCCAAAGGAGGACAGAG